AUGGAGUGGAGGAGGCGGGACUACCGUGUGGAGCGGCCGCUGCUGAACCAGGAGCAGCUGGAGGAGCUGGGGCGCUGGGGCCCGGCCCCCCGCGCCCGCCCCUGGCGAGCCUCUCUGCAGUGCUCCCGGGCCCGGGCCCGCGCCCUGCUGCUGCAGCGCCUGCCCGUCGCCGCCUGGCUGCCCCGGUACCCCGUGCGGGAGUGGCUCCUGGGCGACCUGCUGUCCGGCCUGAGUGUGGCCAUCAUGCAGCUGCCACAGGGCCUGGCCUAUGCCCUGCUGGCAGGGCUGCCCCCCGUGUUUGGCCUCUACAGCUCCUUCUACCCCGUCUUCAUCUACUUCCUGUUUGGCACCUCCCGGCACAUCUCCGUGGGCACCUUUGCUGUCAUGUCCGUGAUGGUGGGCAGCGUGACCGAAGCCCUGGCCCCGGAUGAGAACUUCCUGCAGGACGCGAACUCCACCGUCAACGCGACCGAGGCCAGGGACGCCGAGCGGGUGGCGCUGGCCUCGACUCUCAGCGUCCUGGUGGGCCUCUUCCAGGUGGGGCUGGGCCUGGUGCACUUCGGCUUCGUGGUCACCUACCUGUCGGAGCCGCUGGUCCGCGGCUACACCACGGCUGCGGCCGUGCAGGUCUUCGUCUCGCAGCUCAAGUACGUGUUUGGCCUCAAGCUGAGCAGCUUCUCCGGGCCGCUGUCCCUCAUCCACACGCUGCUGGAGGUCGGCUGGAAGCUGCCGCAGAGCAAGGUGGGCUCCGUGGUGACGGCCGCCGUGGCCGGGCUGGCGCUCGUGGCCGUGAAGCUGCUGAACGACAAGCUGAAGCGAUACCUGCCCCUGCCGCUGCCCGGGGAGCUGCUCACGCUCAUCGGCGCCACGGCCAUCUCCUACGGCGUGGACCUGGAGGCCCGGUUCAGCGUGGACGUGGUGGGCAGCAUCCCCGCGGGGCUGGUGCCUCCCGUGGCCCCCAGGCCCGAGCUGUUUGCCAGCCUCCUGGGCAACGCCUUCGCCAUCGCCGUGGUGGGCUUCGCCAUCGCCAUCUCGCUGGGGAAGAUCUUCGCCCUGAGGCACGGCUACCGGGUGGACAGCAACCAGGAGCUGGUGGCUCUGGGCCUCAGCAACCUCGUCGGGGGCAUCUUCCAGUGCUUCCCCGUGAGCUGCUCCAUGUCCCGGAGCCUCGUCCAGGAGAGCGCCGGGGGCAACACGCAGGUGGCUGGGGCCGUCUCCUCCCUCUUCAUCCUCUUCAUCAUCCUCAAACUCGGGGAACUCUUCAAAGAUCUGCCCAAGGCUGUCCUGGCGGCCAUCGUCAUUGUGAACCUGAAGGGCAUGCUCCUGCAGGUCAGGGACGUGUGCGCCCUGUGGAAGGCCAACCGCGUGGACCUGCUCAUCUGGCUGGUCACCUUCGUGGCCACCCUCCUGCUGAACCUGGACGUGGGCCUGGCCGUGGCGGUGGGCUUCUCGCUGCUGCUCGUGGUGGUCCGCACACAGCGGCCCCACUACUCCGUCCUGGGGCAGCUCCCAGACACCGAUGUUUACAGAGACGUGGCAGAGUACGCGGAGGCCAGGGAGGUCCCGGGAGUGAAGGUCUUCCGCUCCUCGGCCACCGUGUACUUCGCCAACGCAGACCUCUACAGCGACGCGCUCAGGCAGAGGUGCGGCGUGGACGUGGACCACCUCAUCUCCCGGAAGAAGAAGCUGCUCCGGAAGCAGGAGCUGAGGCUGCGGCGCCUGCGGAAGGAGAAGCCCCAGCAGCAGGCCGCCGCCUCCACCGGCACCUCCAUCCCCAUCGACGUCAACACCAGUGACGGCGCCAUCAAGAGCCAGGACGCCGACGGCCCCAAGGCCCAGCAGGUGAGCUCGGAGCGGGGCCCCGCGGGGGCGGCCGGCGGGCAGGACGACGCGCCAGCCCCGGGCGGGUGCUCGCUGCAGGGCCUGGGCCUGGCCCCGCCCGCCUUCCACAGCCUCGUGCUGGACCUGGGCGCCCUGUCCUUCGCCGACACCGUGUGCAUCAAGAGCCUCAAGAACGUUUUCCGCGACUUCCGGGAGAUCGAGGUGCAGGUGUACCUGGCCGGCUGCCAGGCGCCCGUGGUCGCCCAGCUGGAGGCCGGGGGCUUCUUCGACGCGACCAUCUCGAAGCAGCACCUCUUCGCCUCCGUCCAUGACGCCGUCCUCUUCGCCCUUCAGCACCCGCGCUCCGGCCCCGCCAGCCCCGUGCUGGUUACCAAGCUCUGA
Messenger RNA from Pipistrellus nathusii (Nathusius's pipistrelle), 2223 nucleotides. The record is from the annotation of a GenBank genome assembly. Lineage: Eukaryota; Metazoa; Chordata; Mammalia; Chiroptera; Vespertilionidae.